This is a messenger RNA of Panicum hallii, 2407 nucleotides long. RefSeq names its product TOM1-like protein 3. Gene Ontology annotation, molecular function: phosphatidylinositol binding; ubiquitin binding. The transcript has 10 exons. Gene Ontology annotation, biological process: protein transport to vacuole involved in ubiquitin-dependent protein catabolic process via the multivesicular body sorting pathway. Lineage: Eukaryota; Viridiplantae; Streptophyta; Magnoliopsida; Poales; Poaceae. The record is from RefSeq and is a predicted model, not a curated record. Bases 328 to 2082 code for a protein of 584 amino acids.
UCGCCCGCGUUUUCCUUCCUUUCUCCCCCGUUCCUGCCGCCGGCCGGGUCUACUCUCUACUCGUCUGGACCUGCAGCUACAGCUACCUUUCUUCGCCCCCUCAAAAUCCUCCAACCAAUCCCACCAGCUUCUCAGCUCAAAUCCGCCUCGAAACCUCCCACCGCCCGCACCGUCCGCCCGGGUCGUGCGCGAUCGGCAGCUGCCCGGCGCUCCCGGAUCGAGAAAGGAGGCCGCUUUGGCGGUUCUGGCGGGCGAAUCUAGCGGCGAUUCGCUCAGAUUUGGACUUAGGGUUUUGGAGGUGGUAGUGGGUUUGUGCCGCCGGGAGAGAUGUCGGCGGCCGUGGCGUGCGCGGAGAGGGCAACCAACGACAUGCUCAUCGGCCCGGACUGGGCGGUCAACAUCGAGCUCUGCGACAUCAUCAACAUGGAUCCUGGACAAGCAAAAGAUACACUCAAGCUCCUAAAGAAACGUCUUGGAAGCAAGAAUUCAAAAGUGCAAAUUCUGACACUUUAUGUGCUGGAGACACUAAGCAAAAAUUGUGGGGAUGUUGUUCACCAACUGAUUGUUGAACGCGACAUAUUAAGUGAAAUGGUUAAGAUAGUAAAGAAAAAGCCAGAUUUAAAUGUCCGGGAGAAGAUAUUGAGUUUGAUUGACACAUGGCAAGUGGCUUUUGGAGGUCCUUCUGGAAGAUAUCCCCAGUAUCAUGCAGCUUACCAAGAACUCAGGGCUGCAGGUAUUGAUUUUCCACCUCGUGAAGAAAAUUCGGUCCCACUGUUUACACCUCCUCAAACUCAGCCAUUGAGACAUCCACAUGUAUAUCCACCUCCAAGUCAAAGCUAUGAAGAUGCUGCCAUAGAAGCUUCUCUUCAGUCUGCCCCUUCUGUACCUGCCCUUAGUCUAAGUGAGAUUCAAAGUGCUCGUGGAAUUGUGGAUGUGCUAGAUGAGAUGUUAAAUGCUCUGGACCACAGACAUCCUGAGGGUGUGAGGGAGGAGGUCAUUGUUGACCUUGUUGGGCAGUGCCGAUCAUAUCAAUCUCGUGUCAUGGAUCUUGUUAACAGUACUGGUGAUGAGAGCCUUUUAUUUCAGGCUCUAGGACUAAAUGAUGAAUUACAGCGUGUUGUUCAGCGCCAUGAUGACAUAGCAAAGGGGGUUCCUCCUGGCACAGGAGCAACUACCCCUGCUUCUGCAAAUAUAAACCAACGGACUGCUCCUCCUAGGUCCACUGGGGUUUCAUUUUCUCCACUUUUAAAUGUACACGAGGACGAUGAGCCAGAAGACGAGUUCUCUGUGCUUUCCCGCAGGUCUGCAAGGGAUGGCACAGCGACACAGAGCAAUCCGCCUUCUGCUCCGAGAAAUGAAAGGCCAUACCCAAGCCCACUUCUUCCUCCCCCGCCAGCAUCUAAGAGGCCUGUUUACAGAGAGGCGAGCAAUAUUGACUACCUAAGUGGGGACUCCUACAAGUCAGAAAAAGUUUCAGAUGAUUUCAUCAACCCAACCGCCCCUGCAAAUAUAUCUACGUCAUCUCAUUCCAAGACGGAAGCAUAUCCACCACCAAGCUACGGUAGCAAGACAGACAGUGUGUCUGAUGACUUUAUAAACCCAACUGCACCCAGCUUCUCUGCACCUUCUCAUACUAAAAGUGAGGAGCUAACCCGUUCAUCCGCGAAGCAGCAGGAGAGCCUACCUGACGAUGACUUCAUAAACCCAACUGCUCUUCCUGGUUUCUCGUCGCCAGCUCCCAAAGGUUAUGAAGAUUCAAGGGAAGAUAUUCCGAAGGCUCCAUGGGAACCGCAGGCUGCUGCCGGAUCCCUGCCCCCGCCUCCGGCAAGGUAUGGCCAGAGGCAGCAGUACUUUGAGCAGAACGUGUAUUCUGGCGGGAGCAAUGGAGGCGGCUACGACGGACUGGUGAUGGAGACAGAGAACCUCUCCCUCAGCCAAAACGAGAAGAGCAGUGUGUCACGUCCAGCGGUGGCGGCCCGCCAGGCCAAACCCGAGGACUCCCUUUUCAAGGACCUUGUCGACUUUGCGAGGACCAAGCCGUCAUCGCCGUCGAAACCAGCCAACAGCCGCAGGACUCGCUGAGCAGCUCAGGUGAUACGUGCAUGCACACCAAGUUGCCCGGCUGCUGGUCUCACAGCUUGGCAGACGAUACCGUGAAAUAAGAGCAUUUGAAGACUGGAUAGAUUCCUUUGCGUUUUCGAGAAUUUAGAGUCGAGGAUUUCAGAUACUAUACUUGGCCAUAAUCCAGGGUGUGUCGGUUUCGUAGUUAGCUGCUCUUAAACUUCACUUGUUGUUGGCUUCACCUCCAUUUUUUUUUUCUCACUUAGCUGUGUAUAUAUAUGCCACUCAGAUUCGACAGUGAUAUUCAUAGUUUGAGUUUGCAAUUUGAUGUCAAAGACUUCAUUUC